This is a messenger RNA of Acipenser ruthenus (sterlet), 3251 nucleotides long. Its product is annotated as natterin-3-like. The transcript is spliced from 3 exons. The record is from RefSeq and is a predicted model, not a curated record. Bases 257 to 1585 code for a protein of 442 amino acids. Lineage: Eukaryota; Metazoa; Chordata; Actinopteri; Acipenseriformes; Acipenseridae.
AUAGGCUUCCCAGGCCAGCUUGGAAGCCUAAUAAUAUGAAAGCACCUUAACACAGCCUUCUGAAUAAUGAUAAGGUCCUAUUGGAUGAUAUUCUGGGUGCAGUCACUUUCAGGAAAUCUUUCUACUGCUUUACUGGAAUACAGGUGUGUUAAGGGUUGAAGUGUGCUUUAAUUGCUUUAUUGUUCUAAAGGUCAGCAGCAGUGAUCAGAACUACUGGACAACUCAUUAGUGUGUCUUUCCUCAAACGGUGCUCAGCAUGUCUACAAGUCUUUGUGACGCGCUGGAAUCAGCGCUCCUAGAGCUGCUGGAAGAGGAUCUCAAACGAUUCAAGAAGAAACUGGAAGAUGUGGAGCUGGAGGCAGGGUACACACACAUCCCCCGUGGUCGGCUGGAGAAAGCCGUCUAUCCCAUUGAUCUGGUCAGCUUGCUGAUCGAUCACUACACGGAGCGCUAUGCUGUCCAGGUCACUAUGCAGGUGCUGAAUCGCAUCAACAGAAAAGAUCUGCUCGAAAAACUGAACAAAGUAGCUGGCCAAAGCUGUGUGACUGUUUCAAAGCCCCAGGCAGGAGUGCCAUCUCUUUAUUUGGAAGCCCUGACAAUACCACCUCCCAGUACAGCAGAACCAGACAGCACCAACCCAGCACAGUCCCCCUAUUACCCCGACAAUGUGAAUCUAAAGUGGGUCCAGUGGAGCGGCACGCUCCCUAAAGAUGCAGUCUCCAUCUACAACAGUAAAUACUCUCGAACUGACUAUGUGGCCAGAUUCAGGAGCUGCGGCGGUUUUUACACCCCCUCUAAAGGCUCUUACUGCCAUUACCCUAUCAGCGACAAGGAGGAGCACUCCCUGGAUUUUAAACUCCUGGUGAACGAAGACAAUUUCGAACCUCUGGAGUGGCGAGCUGGGACCUUCGGUUCUGUGCCCAAUAAUGCUGUUAAAACAAACCCAGAGGGGAACGUGUUUGUAGGCAGGAAUAAAUAUGGGUUAGGAAAGGUAGUUCCCAAGUUUAAUGCGUUUUUCCUGCCCUGCGAUGGCAAAGAGUACUGUUACAAUUUGACCUAUGAAGUCCUCAGCAUCGUCAACACACUUUACUCUCAGGAGAUUUCCGACGUCCAUUUCCGAUUAGAAGAGAAGAAAUUGACGCGGAACCCGGAAAAGGGGAUACAGUCGUGCAAUAUUGUCAAUAACGAGGAUCAGCACAUAUUGAAGAUAGUCCAGCUUUCUUUCCAGGGACACAGGUUGUGGGAUAUCAAACGCCCAAUCCAGGCUGGUGUCACCACCACUAUAACAGCCCAGGUCCCUGUCAUCUGCGGCGAGGUGGUCAAUUUGACUCAGGAAAAAAAAUAUUUUCGGUGCAGCCAAGGUACCACCCUGUCUGAAUCUGAGAAGCAGGAGGUCCGAUUUGAAGUCACUGUAGCACCCAGGAAUACGAGUACAGUGCAGUUUGAAGGUGUAAGGGUUACUGUAGACAUUCCCUUCACAGCCAGGCUGAGCAGAACCUACAGCCACUCCGACACUCGUCACACAAGCAUCUCUGGAGUGUACAGAGCAGUGCAGAUCUUGGAUGUGAAAGCUGUGGUAGAGUGAAGCGGACACGUCUGAGUUAUCAGAACGGCUAAUCAACUUUUUUUUUAGUAGCUUAAUAAAAAGCAAAGAGCUGAAAGAUUCUUAGCAUAAUAAAAUCAAGAUUAGUAAUAAUGUUAGGCAGAUUCAUAAAGGUACGGGGACUAGAAAGAAAUAUGAGAAAUUAAAAACUACCCUUAGAAAUGUUUCCCACAGUAAAAGCACAGCAGUGUAAUAAAGCACAGUGAAAUCAUAGGUAAGCAUUGUAAAGCCCAGAGAGGUAUGGUAAAACAUAUUUUAAAAAAAUAAAAUAAAGAACUAAAAAACAUAGUAAACUAUGGUAAAUUUAUAAUAUUGUAGGACCAUAAGAGUAGUUAAAAGGUUAAACUUUGCGGGAGUUCUGGUGACACUCCAGCGAGAUGGCUGCACUUCACUAAACCUACUGCUAACACCCCUGCUAUUUUAUUUAUAUCAUACUUAUUUUACAAAAUGUUCCUGUUUUUGUUCGUCCCCCGUUGGUCUGAUGGCGUCUAGUAAAAGUUCCACAGCUUCCCUCCAAGCAACUCCCAAAGGGAAACACUUCAAAAAAAUCUUCACCGCCAGACGAGAUUAUGGCAGUGAUCGAGCGAGCCAUCGAGACGCAGGGUGACACUUUCUGCGACCUGGUGAAGGACAUGCUAGCCGAGGCUUUAGGGACUGUUAGGGAGGCAAUGCAAGAUAAUGGUGUGCUCCUUCGUUCCAUGAGAGCAGACCUCGAUGCACACAGAAAAGCAGUGGAGAAAGUUACUGCAAAGAUGGACACCCUUAAAGGCGACAUUAGGCAGGUGAAAAAGGAUACCAUUGCCUUGACCGUGUGGAGGCAUUCCAAGACAAACUUAAUGAUUGGGAAGAACGAUCAAGAUACUGCAACGUGAGUGUGGUUAAUCUACCAGAGGGGCAAGAGGGGAGCAGUCCCAUCCAGUACCUCUGUGGAUCCCCAGCCUUGCUCUCCCCUCAUCAUCUUCAGCGAUCCCGAUUGAUAUAGACAGAGCACACCGCGGGUUUAAUGGCUCAACACAUGGCUCUAAACAAACUACGUACUCUAAUAUUUAAGUUACUUCGCUAUUUGGAUCGCCAAGCUAUUCUGCAGGGAUAUCGGAAUUUGCAGCCUAUACAAGUGGAGGGUCAUCGCAUCCAGAUUUCUUUGUGGUUUAUUACCCCGCUACAGCUAUCAAGAGGAAGGCCUUCACACAGGUCAGAGCUAAGCUGGUCGCUUUCCUAAUCUAACUGGCAAUAAGGAUUCUUAUGAGGGGAAAAAACUUGCAUUUGGGUCUCCUGUUGAAGUAGAGAAAUUCCUAACACGUUUGACCAGCCCAGGGCCACUACCUUGCAGGAGAGCACUCAUCUUUCAUCCUACCCUCUUUCAAGAGGACUCAAUCGCAGAUGAGUAACUGUUACGCUUGAUCUCUGUGCCACUCUACAGCCUGCGGAGCUGUGUAUUUCAAUGGGGACCGUUAAGUGCUGAUCCUUAUUAUUAGGGGGUAAGGGAUGUUUAAUGUUAGGCAUCGCUGUGUGCAUGUCACAGGUGUUAAGAGCAGGAAGGGGGGAUCCUCAAUGUUCUUCUCUUUACUCUAAAGCCAGUUCUGUUGUUGCUAUUAUUAUCACUCCUUUGCUAAACCUUGUAUUAACUAAGGGAGGGGAGAUCCCUGGG